Molecule: messenger RNA, 1068 nt
Organism: Rotaria sp. Silwood2
Lineage: Eukaryota; Metazoa; Rotifera; Eurotatoria; Philodinida; Philodinidae
Source: the annotation of a GenBank genome assembly
AUGGCAACACCUACACCUGAAGAACUUGAUCGACAACUCGAUGAAUUCAUCGAUAAACUUGUCGAAGACAAAGAUCAUCUUCCAGCGGGUGAACUUGAUGAUGCUUUUUGGAAAGAUCUAGAACGGCAUCCAUUCUUUCUUAAAGAAAUGCCUGAUGAUGGUGCUGAACUUCAUCCUGCUACGGAAGCUUUGCAAGCAUUGAAAUGGGAUGAUGAUGACGAUACACCUUUAGGUAAUAAAGCAAACAAAUUUAAAGAAGAAGGCAAUAAAUAUUAUGGAUUUAAAAAAUAUCGUAAUGCAAUAAUCGCUUAUACUGAAGGUAUAAAACAACGUUCUACGGAUCCUACAAUUAAUGCUGUUUUGUUUUGUAAUCGAGCAACAGCUAAUUUUUAUUUGGGUAAUUAUCGUUCGGCAUUACGUGAUUGUGUAUUUUCACGAAAAUGUAAACCUGAUCAUCUCAAAGCUUUUAUUAAAGGUGCUGAAUCAUGUAUGAAACUUGAAAAAUAUAAAGAUGCACAAACAUGGUGUUCAGCUGGUUUAACAAAAGAAAAAGAACGUGAUGAACGAAAACAACAAGGUCGUGAAAAGAAACAAAAAAGUGAACAAGAAAAAGUUCUCAAUGCUAUUCGACAACGAAAUAUUUAUUUACAAGAAGAUCCAAGUAUUGAUAUAUUUAAUAUCAGUACAAAUCCAGCUGGUAGUUGUGUGAAAUUAAAAGAAUCUGAUCAAAUAUUAACAUUUCCUGUUGUUUUUCUCUAUCCGGAAUAUGCACAAACGGAUUAUAUCAAAGAAUUUCAUGAAAAUACAAGACUUAUUGAUCAUUUAUCAGUUAUAUUCGAAUCUCGUGCACCUUGGGAUGAAGAAGGAAAAUAUACAUUAGAUCGAAUCGGAAUCUAUUAUGAAGAUCAUGAUAAACAUGAAUUAAAAAUGGUUUCAUCUAAUAAAACAUUACUUGAAGUACUUCAACUACCGGGAUUUGUUGUUCAACUUGGUAUGCCAAGUUUCAUGAUCAUGGUUCCUGAUUCACCAUUUGCUAAACAUUAUUCAAAAAUGUAUGCAAGUUUAUAA